Caenorhabditis briggsae is the source of this 3987-nucleotide messenger RNA. The transcript has 25 exons. The coding region runs from base 1 to 3987 and encodes 1328 amino acids. The record is from RefSeq and is a predicted model, not a curated record. NCBI's taxonomy places the organism in Eukaryota, Metazoa, Nematoda, Chromadorea, Rhabditida, Rhabditidae.
AUGGAAUUAGCCAAACUGAACAUAUUAGCUGCGGCUAUUGAUGAAGCACAUGCAGCAAAUGAUGCUGCCAUCCGAGGUGCAGAAACUGCUGAAUCGAUCAAUCGGAAGUUUCCGCAAGAUGCUCUGAAACGCCUCGCUUCUGCUGCCAGAGAAUCUGGUCAGUUAGCCAAAAGCAAAGGAAGUGAGCUUUUGGAAGUGAUGUCCCAGCUGGCUACUGACAUCGAUGCUGAUGAUGAUGCCUCAACUCAAAGGGUCCAAACUCUUCUGGAGCAAACUUUAGAGGCAGCGGGGAUCGCAUGCCAAGAUGGUUUAUGGGCUACACAAAUGGCUGAAGCAGCGGUGGAGGACCCGAAAUUCCCUAAGAUUAGACUCUCAGAAUCUCAAAGAGCAAAGAUAUCCAACAUUCAGAGUUCUGAAGAUCGAGUGGCGAAGGAAGCUGCUGAAUACGAAAGGUUGUUGGCUGCCUGUUGGGAGAGACAUGAUGGAACACCUCCAAGACCACCGGCACCCAAGAAAUCUGAUGUUAAGAGAGCAAGAACUCCUUGGAUUCCAUCGAAUGACCCUCUUCCGGAAGUUCCUUCGCAGGCGGAUCAAUCGAUGAAUGAAAAUGAGACACCAAGAACUAUCAAUCAAAAUGCCUUCAAUUCUCUUAAAGUUGUAGCCGAUGAACACACUCCCAUGGAGAAAUCUACCAUCAUGGCUAUUUCAACACUCUCUCCGGAUUCAGGAAUCGCGACAGCUUCUACAAUUUCACCGGCUUCAACUUAUCUGUCUUCUCCGCCAGCUGUGAAAUCGAUUGCCUUCACAAGCGAUUGGGUUGUCAAGAGCUCACAGCGAAAUUCUGAGGAUUUGUCAACUAAAACUGGAAACGCUGCAGUCCCAUCCAAUCUAUUUUCUUUUGGACAUACUCAUCAAAUUUGGCCGAAAUCUGAAAAUAAGAAAUUAAGAAACCAAUUGGAUUUAAUCAACGCCAGAGGUGGAAUCAAUUCGAAUGUCGCAAAGUCGAGAAUUCCAUGUGCUACACAUUUUAUUGAGACAAUCAUAGAGGAAACUUUAAGUGGAGAGCUCAACAAAGGUCUCCAGGAGAUUGUUAUUCUUAGCAAACGUAGAUCUCGAAAGGCGUCUAAAAAGGUCUUGGUUACAACUGGCACAAACAAUAGAGACUGUGAAAACGAUUUGGGUCUUGUUACCAUGUCUUCUAUCACGACUUCUUUAAAGAUGACAUUAUUCUCGGAGGCUACAAACUCAGGAAUCGGAGUCAGGGCCAAGUUUGCGAUCACUUUGAAAAUCUUGGAAAAUGUGAAACAGACCCAAACUGAAAAAUUUGCGAUCACAGAAUUUUUGAAAAUCCCUAAUUUUUCAGCUAUUCACAGAUAUCUGAAACACAUCAGUUUUUCACGUUUUCAUUACAAAAGCAGACUAAAAGGAGAUAAAGCUCAAAAUGAAGUCAUUGGCAGUGAAAACAAACCGAGAGCUUCUGAAGUUCAAAAUACAAGCCCCAAAGGACUCUAUGAAUCUUUCUUUUUCCUCAAAAGUAGAAAUCCAACUAACUCCACACAAUCAAUCAUGUCCAUGGUACCUAAAAAAGCUCAUGAUGUCUCCAGUGAGAGAAAUUUGGAAGUUGCAAGUUUGAAAUCUGCCGUCGCAUCUUCAUCGGACUCAGGGAAUCCAGCAGUCGUCCACAACAAAGCUUCUAUUCUGAAAUGUCAAGAAUUUGUAUGCCCAGUUAUGACAUUUGUGUCACUGGUAAUGGAUAAAACUAUUUCUCCGAGUGCGGCUACUGAGACCAUCGAAGUGGAAGUUCAAGAAACACCAAUUCUACAAAACCCAAGAUCACAGUCUCCUGUUCAAGACAAUGCCACAAACGCCAGGACGUCUCAAAGGCCUGUCAUUUUCUGGAAGGCACUGCAGGAGAAGUCUGAUGACAUCCAAUUUUCCAAAUUCUACAAAGCGCGUAAAAGACUUCAAAAAACACGAGCGUUGAAAAAUAAGAAUGUUCAGUUUUUUGUCGAUACUGAGCCCGUGGAGCAACAAGUUGAAGGAGAAUCCAGCAGCAAGCUAGAUAUGGAUUCGAAUAUUGUUACAACAAUGCCCAAUGUUCCAAAAUCUACAGCUUCUGACAACGGCAGUCACAGUGGAACAGCUGGAAAUGGUCCAUCUUCCAGUUCUCAAGGAAUAAUCUGCACCUCAGCAGCUUCAACACUUCAUUUGGCUCCUAAAGCCUCUCCCAGAACUUCUAUUCUAAAUAAUGUGGAAUCACGCGGAACCACUACCAACAGUAACGAGGAGCCAGAAAUGGCUCCAAACCCACUCCCACGCAAAACAGCUUCUAUUCUAAAAAACGUGAAAUCACGCGGAACCACUACCAACAGUAACGAGGAGCCAGAAAUGACUCCAAACCCACUCCCACGCAAAACAGCUUCUAUUCUAAAUAAUGUGGGAUCACGCGGAACCACUACCAACAGUAACGAGGAGCCAGAAAUGGCUCCAAACCCACUCCCAUGCAAAACAGUUUCUAUUCUAAAUAAUGUGGGAUCACGCGGAACCACUACCAACAGUAACGAGGAGCCAGAAAUGACUCCAAACCCACUCCCACGCAAAACAGCUUCUAUACUAAAAAACUUGAAAUCACGCGGAACCACUACCAACAGUAACGAGGAGCCAGAAAUGGCUCCAAACCCACUCCCACGCAAAACAGUUUCUAUUCUAAAUAAUGUGGGAUCACGCGGAACCACUACCAACAGUAACGAGGAGCCAGAAAUGGCUCCAAACCCACUCCCACGCAAAACAGUUUCUAUUGUAAAUAAUGUGGGAUCACGCGGAACCACUACCAACAGUAACGAGGAGCCAGAAAUGACUCCAAACCCACUCCCACGCAAAACAGUUUCUAUUCUAAAUAAUGUGGGAUCACGCGGAACCACUACCAACAGUAACGAGGAGCCAGAAAUGACUCCAAUCCCACACCCACGCAAAACAGUUUGUAUUCUAAAUAAUGUGGGAUCACGCGGAACCACUACCAACAGUAACGAGGAGCCAGAAAUGACUCCAAUCCCACACCCACGCAAAACAGUUUCUAUUAUAAAUAAUGUGGGAUCACGCGGAACCACUACCAACAGUAACGAGGAGCCAGAAAUGGCUCCAAACCCACUCCCACGCAAAACAGCUUCUAUUGUAAAUAAUGUGGGAUCACGCGGAACCACUACCAACAGUAACGAGGAGCCAGAAAUGACUCCAAUCCCACACCCACGCAAAACAGUUUCUAUUCUAAAUAAUGUGGGAUCACGCGGAACCACUACCAACAGUAACGAGGAGCCAGAAAUGGCUCCAAACCCACUCCCACGCAAAACAGUUUCUAUUCUAAAUAAUGUGGGAUCACGCGGAACCACUACCAACAGUAACGAGGAGCCAGAAAUGGCUCCAAACCCACUCCCACGCAAAACAGUUUCUAUUCUAAAUAAUGUGGGAUCACGCGGAACCACUACCAACAGUAACGAGGAGCCAGAAAUGACUCCAAUCCCACACCCACGCAAAACAGUUUCUAUUCUAAAUAAUGUGGGAUCACGCGGAACCACUACCAACAGUAACGAGGAGCCAGAAAUGACUCCAAUCCCACACCCACGCAAAACAGUUUCUAUUCUAAAUAAUGUGGGAUCACGCGGAACCACUACCAACAGUAACGAGGAGCCAGAAAUGACUCCAAACCCACUCCCACGCAAAACAGUUUCUAUUCUAAAUAAUGUGGGAUCACGCGGAACCACUACCAACAGUAACGAGGAGCCAGAAAUGGCUCCAAACCCACUCCCAUGCAAAACAGUUUCUAUUCUAAAUAAUGUGGGAUCACGCGGAACCACUACCAACAGUAACGAGGAGCCAGAAAUGACUCCAAUCCCACACCCACGCAAAACAGUUUCUAUUCUAAAUAAUGUGGGAUCACGCGGAACCACUACCAACAGUAACGAGGAGCCAGAGUAUGUUUCAUUCCUAUAG